Molecule: messenger RNA, 2514 nt
Organism: Glycine soja
Lineage: Eukaryota; Viridiplantae; Streptophyta; Magnoliopsida; Fabales; Fabaceae
Product: receptor-like serine/threonine-protein kinase At2g45590
Exons: 1
Coding region: 151-2085 (644 amino acids)
Biological process (GO): protein phosphorylation
Molecular function (GO): ATP binding; protein kinase activity
Source: RefSeq, a predicted model, not a curated record
UAUCCCAUAAUAUUGGUUGGCCAAGGAAAGAAACCAAACGAAACCAUUCACUCCUCACUGCUACUACUCUCUCAACUCACAACUAUUCUCUCUCUCAUGAAUGGUUAACAUUAACAUUUUCAUUUGCAUUUCACUUUCAUUAUUACAACCAUGCCGUCGCGUCCGCCGCCGCUCUCACCACCCGCCACCGCCGCCGCAUCUCACCGCCGCGAGAUAAUCCUAUGCGGCGCAAUCGGCGGCGCGCUCUUCCUAACGGCGUUAAUAAUCUCCGUCAUGAUUUUCAUCUACCGCAAGCUCUCGUACUCCCGAACGGCGCCGUUCGAGCACAACCAGCGGCGUUUCUCGUACACCGUUCUCCGCCGCGCCACGAACUCGUUCUCUCCCUCCACGAAGCUCGGCCACGGAGGCUUCGGUUCGGUUCACAAGGCCACACUGCCUUCCGGCCAGACCGUUGCGCUUAAAGUUAUGGACUCGCCCGGUUCGCUUCAGGGAGAGAGAGAGUUCCACAACGAGCUGACGCUGUGUUCGAAUCUCAAAUCUCCGUUUGUGAUUUCGCUUUUAGGUUUUUCUUCCGACCGGCGUGGAAAAAAGCUGGUUUUGGUUUACGAGCUUAUGCCGAACCGGAGUUUGCAGGACGCGCUUUUGGAUAGAAGGUGCCCGGAGUUGAUGAGCUGGGGGAAGAGGUUCGACGUGGCGGUUUCGGUGGCGAGGGGAUUGGAGUAUCUGCAUCAUGUCUGCGACCCGCCGGUGAUUCAUGGUGAUAUUAAGCCGAGUAAUGUGUUGUUGGAUAGGGAUUUUAGGGCCAAGAUUGGGGAUUUUGGGCUUGCUAGGGUUAAGAAUGUGGAGGAUCUGGGAAUGGUGGAUGAGAACGAGAAGAAGAAAGAUGAGGAAUUUAGUGUUUUGGAAGGGGAGAGUGUGGUGGAUGUUGACCGGUCGCCGGAGAGUUGUCCGGUGAGGGCUGCGGAGUAUUCGGAUGCUUCGCCGGUGGGGGGUGAUAAGUUGAGUGUUGUGUCUGAUGGUGGGGGGUGUUUUGAGAGUGUUGAUAGUGGGAGUGUGAGUGUGAAUAAGAAGAAGUGUGGUGGUGGUUCGGGGAGGGAUUGGUGGUGGAGGCAGGAGAGUGGGGGAGGAGGGGAAUCCGGGAGGGUGAAGGAUUAUGUGAUGGAGUGGAUCGGGAGCGAGAUAAAGAAGGAGAGGCCGAAGAGCGAAUGGGUUGAUUCGUGUUCGUCGUCUUCUCCGAAGGUGGAGAAUGAGAAUGGGAACGAGAGUGUGAGUGUGAGUGUGAAUGUGAAUGAUAAGAGUAAGAAGAAGAAGGAGAGGAAGAAGUUGGAUUGGUGGGCCUCGCUUGACGAGGAGAGGGUGAAGGGGAAGGCGAAGAAGAAGAAUAGGAAGCCAAGGGAGUGGUGGAAGGAGGAGUUUUGCGAGGAAUUGUCGAAGAAGAGUAGGAAGAAGAAGAGGGGGAUGGAGUGGUGGCAGAGGGAGGAGGAAGGGGUGGAGCAGAAGAGGAAGAGGAAGAGUAAAGGGAGUAGAGGGAGUAUUGAUUGGUGGUUGGAUGGGUUGAGUGGUGAGAUGAGGAACAAUGGGAGGAGGAAUAGCCAAGAUUGGGGGGUUAGUGGGGAUGUGCCAAAGAGUGGUGGGAUUAGCAGCACCCCUAGUAUGAGAGGGACUGUUUGUUACAUUGCUCCUGAGUAUGGUGGUGGAGGGCAAUUGUCUGAGAAGUGUGAUGUGUACAGUUUUGGGGUUCUGCUUUUGGUGCUGGUGGCCGGGAGGCGGCCGCUGCAGGUGACAGCCUCACCAAUUUCUGAGUUUGAGAGGGCCAAUUUGAUUUCCUGGGCCAGGCAGCUUGCUCACAAUGGGAGGCUUUUGGAUCUUGUUGACACUUCUAUCCAUUCCUUGGAUAAGGAGCAGGCGCUUCUCUGCAUCACCAUUGCCUUGUUGUGUCUGCAGAGGUCCCCCGGGAAGAGGCCUUCCAUCAAGGAGGUUGUGGGGAUGCUUAGUGGGGAGGCUGAGCCACCACACUUGCCGUUCGAGUUCUCACCAUCACCUCCCUCGAAUUUCCCAUUCAAGACCCGGAAGAAGGCUCGGUGAGUGUGUGUAAUAAUUAAUGGUUGUUCUUGUCAUGAUCAUUAACUUGUGAGAGUGUAUGGUUUUAGUUUUAGGUAAACUCUAAUUAUUGAUUUUCUUCAUCACCAAUUUGUAGAAACUAAUGCAGAAAAGAAAGGGUAAAAAAAAAAAAAAUAGUUUGUUACAAGCCUUGUUGCAUAAAUCCAUUUCUUCCCUUUCUGUUUUUUGUUUUCUUUCUUUCCAUCAUAUGACUGUUUAUUCUGACCUCGUUCUUGCUUUUUAAUCUGAAAGAACUUUUUGGGUGCAUGAUUCUGGCACGAAUACGUGUCUUUGCCUCUACAAAGUUGUUGAAUUUCAGGAAAUUUCGGGUCCUUUAAAGUUGAAAGAACAUUUCUUUUACUUUUGAAGCUGUUUGGCUUGGCCCCUUUAUAAAGAAUAUUUUUGUUUAGUGCC